Molecule: messenger RNA, 1277 nt
Organism: Suillus paluster
Lineage: Eukaryota; Fungi; Basidiomycota; Agaricomycetes; Boletales; Suillaceae
Product: alpha beta-hydrolase
Exons: 9
Coding region: 95-997 (300 amino acids)
Cellular component (GO): mitochondrion
Source: RefSeq, a predicted model, not a curated record
UAAUCAACCGGCAAUCAAAAUCCAUGCAUGCUGACUUACGUACGAGCCACCGGCCGUGACCUUUCCUCAGCCUCACUCGGGCCAGGCCAUCAGGAUGAUAUUCAAGUCUUCCAUACAUAGAGCCUCAACAGUCUUUUCAUCUGAGGUUCCACAGACUCUGCGAAAAAGAUGCCUGUCCACCGUGUUACCCGUCGAGCUGGCCCACGACGAACACAUACCUGCAGAUGGAAAUCGGUCGCAUAGACCACUCCUCAUCCUACACGGGUUUUUCGGUUCGAAGCGCAACUGGCAAUCACUCUCCAAGGCGUUUAUGCGCGACCUCGGCAGACCCGUAUAUACCCUCGAUUUGCGAAACCAUGGAUCUUCACCGCAUGUUAGACCGAUGACGUAUACUCACAUGGCAGCGGACGUCUUUAACUUUUGCCAGAAGCACUCGCUGCGCGAUAUAUCGCUUAUGGGACAUUCUAUGGGCGGCAAGGUCGCAAUGGCCCUCGCACUCCAUCCCGAACUACCCUCUAACUUGCUCGCAGACCUUAUAGUGUCUGACAUUGCUCCAGUCAGAGCCAAAGCCUCACAGGAUACCGUCCAACACAUACAUGCUAUGGAAAUAAUAGAAGCAAACAAUAUUUCCACGAGAAAGGAAGCAGAUGAAAUAAUGUCUAAACAUGAGAAGGAUCCGAACGUCCGAGCAUUUCUGCUCACGAACCUCGAGAUUACCAAGGCAAAGCCCUUGAAAUUUAAGAUCCCUAUCGACAUUUUGAAAGAGGGUCGACCAGAAAUUGAAUCUUUCCCUUACGCGCCUGGGGAGCGAUCCUGGGAUGGUCGUGCUUUGUUUAUCAAGGGAAAGAAGAGCAAAUACAUUAAUCGUCACAACAUCCCGUUAAUCAAUCAAUUUUUCCAGCAGCAUCAGUUGAAAGAACUUGAUACAAGUCACUGGGUCCAUGCUGAGCUACCGAAUGAAUACAGGAAGCUCAUCGUAGAUUUCAUCACCCAAUAGACAUAUCUUGAACUGCGAUCUACCAAUAUAAGACACCAUUUACGCCAUGCGUGUAUAAGUUAUAUAAAGUGGUGACGGUCGGCUUGCGUUCUCUGAGCAAAAUUUAAAGUUCUUGGAGCUUGAUUGAAACUCUACACUUUGCUUGUCCCUGCACCCUCGCUUCCUCCAUCGCUGUCAGGAGAAGGGUUCUCCUUAUCACCCAACGCCACGGCAAGCGGAUCUGGUGAGUCCUUCUCAUGAGUGGAUGUUUGCGCAGGAUUCAAAUCUUGAUAUUGCAUCC